GAGAGCAUGGAGCAGAGGAAAUUUCACUGAGGGCUGCGUGGGGGUGGAGUGGUGGGGGCAGAGACACAGGAGUCAGAGACACGAGGGAGGAGUGGUGGUGGGGGAGGAGAGACACACAGUCGAGCUCCAUUUACAGGUGAGCGAAGAGCAGCCAGUUGACUCGAGAUGCUUCAGCAAAUCCUGCGAGAUAUGUACAUCGACCCCGACUUACUGGCAGAACUGAACGACGACCAGAAACAGAUCCUGUUCUAUAAGAUGAGGGAGGAGCAGGUGAGGAGGUGGACGGAGAAAGAGAGGUUGGAGAGUCAACUCACCAUUGUACAGAGCAACCAGACACAUCCAAAGGCAGCCCGCAGCAGACGUGUGGAGUGGCUCCAUGGGAAGGAUAAUGAGGUUUGGGUCUGGAUCAUGGGGGAAGCUCCCGGAGACAAGCCUUACGAGCAAAUUACCGAGGAGAUCAUGGCCAAGAGCGCAAGGCAACAGGCUCAGCAAGAAGCCCUGGCAAAGUGGCGAGAGAAAGAAGCCGAGAUUAGGAAGAAGUUCCGGGAAGCCGUGCUGAAGGAGAAAACUCGCUUUGUGGCAGGCAAGUGGAGGGAGGAGGCCGAGGACAGGAGAGCCGCCAAGCUGGAGGAGCUGAAGAAACGAGAGGAGGAGGAGAGACAGCGAGGAGAAGCUGAGAUCCGGUGUCAGGAGGAGAUCCGAGCCAACGAGCUCUACAUUAGCCUGAAGGAGGCUCAUCAGCAGGGCCGAAGCGAAAGCGACGAGCGGGAAUGGGAGGAAAUGUUACGCAGGUCAAAAGCCGCGGAUGAGGACAGGAAGCACAUGGCACGGCGGGCGAGGGAUGAAUACCAUCGCCAAUCUCUCCGUGCCAUCGAGAGAGGCAAGGUGGCCGGCCUGAGUCAUCUCUUCCAGAACAGGACAGCGGAUCAGAACACCAACUUCAGCAACGGGCAGCCUGCGAGACCCCUCAGCGCCCGGUCACCUACCCCUCCAGCCCCCAGCAGCACAGGGACGGGAGAGCGCUCUUUCCGGCCAGAGUCUCGAGAGGCCGUGGUGAGGUGGUUCCAGGAGGAGCAGGUCUCCCGUCGCUCGGCUUUCGAGAGGGACAGCAAUGUGGUCGCACCUUGGUUUCAUGGGAUCAUCUCCAGACAAGAGGCCGAGGAGCUGCUGAUGAACACGGCUGAGGGCUCCUUCCUGACCCGGGUGAGCGAGCGGAUCUGGGGCUACAUCCUCUCCUACCGCCAGCAGACAGGCUUCAAACACUUCCCGGUGGACGCUUCCGGAGGCUUCUACAGCUUCCUGGGUGUGGAUCCCAUUCGUCACGAAACCCUGGCUGAUCUCAUCCACUUUCACAAGGACGAGAUUAUCACCACCACAGGCAAUGAGCUCCUCCAUGAAGCCUGUGGUCAAACCAGGCGUCCCCCGGACUACAGUGAGCUCUUCCCGACUCCGAGCCAGCCUCAGUAACAAGAGCUGCUGACUCAGUUCCCAGACUCUACACCC
Molecule: messenger RNA, 1503 nt
Organism: Callorhinchus milii (elephant shark)
Lineage: Eukaryota; Metazoa; Chordata; Chondrichthyes; Chimaeriformes; Callorhinchidae
Gene: sh2d4ba
Product: SH2 domain containing 4Ba
Exons: 8
Coding region: 166-1467 (433 amino acids)
Cellular component (GO): cytoplasm
Source: RefSeq, a predicted model, not a curated record